This is a messenger RNA of Procambarus clarkii (red swamp crayfish), 2645 nucleotides long. The record is from RefSeq and is a predicted model, not a curated record. NCBI's taxonomy places the organism in Eukaryota, Metazoa, Arthropoda, Malacostraca, Decapoda, Cambaridae.
UGCAACCGUGCACAUCCGACCUCUCCACACGCCGCCAGACCAACGCCACACUCUUGCCCAGGUGGAUAAUCUCCACAUUAAUCCUUCCAUCUUAACGACCGUAGCCUGAGAGGUGACGCCCCCUCCCACCCACACACACACACUCGCCUGAUGACCUGUCACAUGGAUGCCACAAGUGUCAAGGCUCUCCUGCUCACCCUGGUGGCACUGGCCGCCUGCGUCACUCCUACUGCCUCACAGAUCCACUGGAAUCGCGGGUGGGGCGCCGGAGGAUCCAUGGGCAAGCGCUCGCCACCGGCCACAGGAGCGGUGGCUGCGUCACCUCUGGCCGAAGCUCCAGAAGUAGACGCUGACGUGGUGCUCAGCCCUGAUUGCAGUCUUGACAUGAAUUACGUCUCCGGCCUCCUGGCUAAGAUCAUAGAGAGUGAAGUGACGCGGGUUGUGUCAUGCAUGGAGAGGGGCGGGUCGUCUGUAGUGGUUGGCAGCGAGCAGGAUCAGCUAACUCGGUACCCCUGGUGGAUGGCGGUGAGGGGGAAGGUGCCCACCACCGACCAGUAAUGCCCUCUAUAUCAAGUCAACAACGAACAUGGUCCUCAAGACCCUUCAUUUCUCUCUCUCCCUCUCCACCUGCGUCUCUCCUCCUCCAAGAGAGGAAGAAGCUGCCUCAACAGCCGCCUGUAUCUGGCCACACCGCCGGCCUCCGCAGCUGUCGCAACACCUGCCAGGUCUGACAGCCUCCACACAUUGUGAUACAAAUAUAUAUAUAUACCACUUUUAGCAUCUGUUUUACAGGUGUGUCAAUAAGGUCACUGAAGGGCUUAUACCCUUCUAUAUACUAUAAGAGCGCUCAGAAGCGAGCCACCUAUAUAUACGAAGCCUCUUGCUCCAUGCUAAGCAAACACAAACAUUGCUGGAGGAGACGGGUGACACCACAAGAUUUUAGAUCAUAAUUAAGAGCAAAUGAAAUUAAAUGUUGGUUAUAAGGUGAUCUACAAUCUCACAGAGCAUUCUAUUUUAUAUUUCCAGACUGUGCAAACCUUAACUCGCUUAGUUCUUCUAUGUAAAAUGAGUUUGAUAUUUGUCGUUUAUGAUUAAAUGAUCAUAAAAACUUUUUGUAUUUUAAAUUUAUUAUAUAAUUGUAACACUUACUUUAAGGCAUAUUAAAAUAUUACUGAUACAUGUCACUUAAACAAUGAUGAAUGUUUUUUCUUUCAUUCAAAAUCAAGUUUUUAUUUGAAGAACUUUGUCUUGUGGGAAAAUAAUUUAACAUGACACUGAAUGUCUUAUGACUGUAAGACACAUAUUCUACGACUACAAGACACAUGCUUCAUGGAAUAAACAUGUUUCAUGGCUGCAAGACAUAUGUGUCAUGACUGGAAGAAACAUGUUUCAUGGCUGGAAAAUACAUGUUUCAGGGUUGCACGACACAUAUAUCAUGGCUGCAAGAAACAUGUUUCAUGGCUGGAAGACACAUUUUUCAAGGCUACAAGACACAAGUACCAUAGCUACAAGACACAUGUACCAUGGCUGAAUAAAGCAUGUUUCAUGACUAAGACACAUGUUUCACGACUGUAAGACACAUGUUUCAUGGCUACACGACAUAAGUUUCAUAGCUGUACCUACCAACCGUUAUCAUCCGGAUGUGUUUCAACCCCAAUAAACGUCAUUCACCACACUCGCGUUCCAACAUUCCGCACAAUACGACCACUCUCUAUUAAAUGACACAAAACCUGACAGUCCCACACACUAACUGACAGUCCCACACACUAACUGACAGUCCCACACACUAAUUGACAGUCCCACACGCUAACUGACAGUCCCACACACUAACUGACAGUCCCACACACUAACUGACAGUCCCACACACUAACUAAUAGUCCCACACACUAACUGACAGUCCCACACACUAACUGACAGUCCCACACACUAACUGACAGUCCCACACACUAACUGAUAGUCCCACACACUAACUGACAGUCCCACACACUAACUGACAGUCCCACACACUAACUGACAGUCCCACACACUAACUAAUAGUCCCACACACUAACUGACAGUCCCACACACUAACUGACAGUCCCACACACUAACUGACAGUCCCACACACUAACUGACAGUCCCACACACUAACUGACAGUCCCACACGCUAACUGACAGUCCCACACACUAACUAAUAGUCCCAUACACUAACUGACAGUCCCACACACUAACUGACAGUCCCACACACUAACUGACAGUCUCACACACACUAGCUGACAGCCAUUAACUGACACAACAGACUACUGCCUGACAUCAGAUAAUGUUCAUUUACAACAGCCCAAACGCGUCUGUUAUCUCGUAGCCUAACUUUAUAUUAUAACUUUCAAUUCACAAGUUACACAAAUGGCUGCAAGUAGAAAAAAAAAGGUUAGACAAAUUAGUUGCAGAAAGGAAGUGAGCAUGACAGUGUCACUAAGACUGACACAGGUUAAUUAAGAUAGGUACAGUAUUACUAAGACAGAGGCAGUGUCAAUGAGGUGGUCCGUGUAUAUACCUUCCUAGUCAACGUGAGGUCAUCAGUAUAUACCAGUAUAUAGUCACACAGAGGUCAUCAGUGUACCGACCAGUCUCACAUGAGGACAUUAUUAAUAAAACUGAGUGUUCAA